GUCACCACAGUCUCUUCCGGGUGUUUUCUUUCGGCUGGACGUAGAACUGUGACAGAGACACAACUCUGAUUUUUUUAGCGACUAAAGUUUUAAUUCCCCGAAAUGAACCGCAUAUUUGGCAGGGGAAAGGCUAAGGGUCCGCCGCCCAACCUUUCGGACUGUAUAGGAAAUGUUGAUUCUCGGACGGAGUCCAUUGACAAGAAAAUUGCCAGACUAGAUGCUGAACUUGUUAAGUACAAGGAUCAGAUGAAAAAAAUGAGAGAUGGACCUUCAAAGAAUAUGGUCAAGCAAAAAGCAAUGAGGGUUCUGAAGCAGAAGAGAAUGUAUGAAGGCCAGAGAGACAACCUCAUGCAGCAGUCGUUCAACAUGGAACAAGCAAACUACACAAUCCAAUCCCUUAAAGACACUAAAACCACCGUUGAUGCCAUGAAAGUUGGCCUCAAAGAUAUGAAGAAAGCAUACAAGAAUGUGAAAAUUGACAAGAUUGAGGAUCUUCAGGAUCAGCUAGAAGACAUGAUGGAAGAUGCCAGUGAGAUCCAGGAGGCACUGGGCAGAAGCUACGGUACCCCUGACAUCGAUGAGGAUGACCUGGAGGCAGAACUGGAUGCUCUGGGAGAUGAGCUCCUGUUGGAUGACGACAGCUCAUACCUGGAUGAGGCUUCGACAGCUCCUUCGAUCCCAGAGGGUCUGCCUGGCGACAAGUCGACCAACAGGGAUGGUGUUCUGGUCGACGAGUUUGGUCUUCCCCAGAUCCCCGCUACAUAAAGAACCUAAACACUCAACAGCAUUGAGUUUUACAUGUAUGAUAGCCUUUUGUAUUUAUCGAACUGACACUCCCAGCCUUGUAGAGCUCAAUGAAAAACCAAAGCAUCUUCUGUCCAAUGAUUGAUGGAAACUUUAACAUAUCAAGCUUAAAGUUUAUUAUUUCAUAUGUAUCUGUGGUGAUUGUUAGAUUGGUCUCUUAACUUUGUACAUUCUCUGCAGCACGGUGUUGCCAAGAACAAAAUAAACUAUAUUUUUUGACAAUC
Molecule: messenger RNA, 1028 nt
Organism: Sphaeramia orbicularis (orbiculate cardinalfish)
Lineage: Eukaryota; Metazoa; Chordata; Actinopteri; Kurtiformes; Apogonidae
Product: charged multivesicular body protein 5-like
Exons: 8
Coding region: 103-765 (220 amino acids)
Biological process (GO): late endosome to vacuole transport via multivesicular body sorting pathway; vesicle budding from membrane
Cellular component (GO): multivesicular body
Source: RefSeq, a predicted model, not a curated record